Molecule: messenger RNA, 2571 nt
Organism: Dunckerocampus dactyliophorus (ringed pipefish)
Lineage: Eukaryota; Metazoa; Chordata; Actinopteri; Syngnathiformes; Syngnathidae
Gene: mapk15
Product: mitogen-activated protein kinase 15
Exons: 14
Coding region: 481-2184 (567 amino acids)
Biological process (GO): protein phosphorylation; intracellular signal transduction
Cellular component (GO): nucleus; cytoplasm
Molecular function (GO): ATP binding; MAP kinase activity
Source: RefSeq, a predicted model, not a curated record
GCGCCGGUGCUGUGGUUUGCUAGCCCUUUAAGAGGCAAGCAACGGGCCGUUUCCAGGACGACAAGUAACGACAAAACCCCACCGGUUCGGCUCGUCCGUACACGCCACGACCCGCGGCGGCAGCGAUGUGGUCCGGACUGUCCGUGAGGAAGGACGUGAAGAGCGUUUCUUUAAAAACGCUGAUUUUGUCGCCCUGCUUCCGGACGUGAAAUGGCUCCACCUGCUUCCUCCCCACCGGUGGCUUUCGUUUAACUGGAAGCAAACGUGCUGCCACUCCACCAAACACUUUCACUUCCAAGGACAAAAAGACGCUAAAAUCUAGAUACUAUGGCGCAGGAAAAGGUGCAAUAACAACCGCCGCGGAUGCCAAAUCGCCACCACUUCCGGUUAACAGCGGCCACUUUGUUGUCAUCGGUUUAAAAUAUCGUUAAAGCGCUAACAAAACAACAUUAAAAAACGUUUGACUUGGAAGUGUUCAAGAUGAGCAAAAGUUUGAAAUCAGCCAGCAUGCCCGAAGUGGAGGAGCACAUAUCCAUGAAAUAUGAAAUAAGGAAACGACUUGGCAAAGGGGCGUAUGGCAUCGUGUGGAAGGCGGUGGACAGGGAGACGGGCGAGGUUGUGGCCGUGAAGAAGAUUUUCGAUGCCUUCCGGAACAAGACGGAUGCUCAGCGGACGUUCCGAGAGGUGAUGUUCCUGCAGGAGUUUGGAAACCACCCCAACGUGAUCAAGCUUCAAAAUGUGGUGCGGGCGCAGAAUGAUAAAGAUAUUUAUCUCAUCUUUGAAUACAUGGACAGCGACCUGCACGCGGUCAUAAAGAAAGGAACGCUGCUGAAGGACAUCCACAAGCGUUACGUCAUGUACCAGCUGCUCAAAGCCGUUAAAUAUUUGCACUCUGGAAACGUCAUCCACCGAGACCAAAAGCCUUCCAACGUGCUGGUGGACUCGGACUGCGUAGUCAAGCUGUGCGACUUCGGCCUGGCCCGAUCCCUCAACCAGGUCCAAGAGGACAGCGGGAACCCGGCAUUGACGGAGUAUGUGGCCACCAGGUGGUACCGAGCUCCUGAGAUCCUGCUGGGCUCCACCAGGUACACAAAGGGUGUGGACAUGUGGAGUCUGGGCUGCAUCCUGGGCGAGAUGCUGCUGGGGAAGGCUUUGUUCCCCGGGACGUCCACCAUCAACCAAAUAGAGAAGAUCAUGAGCGCCAUCCCGCACCCCUCCCCAGAUGAUUUCCUCUCCGUCAAGUCGGAAAUCGGGUCAUCGUUCAUCCAGAAGAUGUUGCUGAAGCCACAAGUGCCUUUGGAGGAGCUCCUGCAGUCUUCAGUACCUCCAGACGCUCUGGACCUGCUGAAGGGCUUGCUGGUGUUCAACCCGGACAAGAGGCUGACUGCAGAAAAAGCCCUGCAGCAUCCUUACGUGGCCAGGUUCCAUAAUCCAGCCAAGGAGCCUGCUCUCACCUACGACGUGACGCUGCCGCUGGAUGACGACGUGCAAUUAUCUGUGGAGCAAUACCGCAACAAACUUUAUGAGAUGAUCCGAGACAGGAGGACGCUCACGUUCAUCCACCCCAAAGACACGAGCGCCGGCAGGGACAGGAAAUACCACGUGAAGGACAAAGCAGGGAAGGCGACCAACGACAACCAGGGAGCAAAGACAGAAGAGGCGAACGCAUCACCGCCGCCCCCCCCGUCAGAGAACCCUGCCGUGAGCAAAUCCACGUACAACCCCAUCACGCACACUCAAAGUGGUUUGGUCCAGACCAGCGCGGGCAGGAGAGCAGCAGGGCCCGCCAGUGGCAGCGCAAGCACCUCGCCAACAGAGGGCGUCAGAGCCCACACGUCCAUGGACCAGAUCAUCCAGCGUGGCCGUUCGGCCCCCGCCCACCACAGCCGCUCCUUCUCCGUGACGCUCACCCAAGCCCAGAACAACCCGCUGGUACGCAAGAACGACACGCCUCUGUCCUCGGGACUGAGCGUCGCCUGUGCCAACCCGAACCAGCGCUCCAUCUCUCAGGCCCGCGAAGGUCGACCGGCCCCCCGCUACAGCAAGAAGGUCUUCCAGAAUAACUGCAACGUGUCGGCUGCGGGGGACCCGCGCGCCAAGCUGGGCAGCUAUUGCCAGGCCUACGGUACCAUCAGCAAGACGGAACUGGACAACCUGCUUCAAGCACGCGCCUGCAACCAGUAGAUGACCCGCCUCCAGCCAGGGUGCAGGAAACUCCUCCGCAUGUCUGAGACAUGUUUUCUCUUCACGCUGUUGCAGUGAAGGAGCAACUAAGAGGAGAGUGUCUUAGUGAGACUGCAGCUUCCAUUUCGUUCACGGGAAAUACUCCUUUUUGUCUCGCAAAGGUUAAUUUUGAUAGGUUUUGAAGCACAAACGUGUGUUUAGGAAAUGCUAAGAAGCCAAAUAAAGAGUACAAACAUGAUUUCUCAUGUUGAACUACACCCGUUAUCUCUCAAAUGAGAUGUAAAAAAUCAUAAAGAUGACUUUUGAUUGACACUGACACUGAGAUAUUUACAUUCUUAUGACCAAAAUAUUCCUUAGCAAGUGGUGUUGCAGUGCUGCGUCAUAAUA